UCACUCCCCUUUUUUCUUGAUUACAUUUACACCCUAUCAUCAUCAUCAACAUCAUCUUAUAUCAAUCCUCAGCAAACAUUUCUCCUAAAACAAAAAACAUUCUCUCUGUGCUCUUACAGGUGAAUACUUUUGAAUUCUUGAAGAAGUUCUGCAAGAAAUAUGGCGUUGAGGCCUAUUGACAAUGCAUUGCCAGUCACUCCUGAAAGACCCAAGAAGCAAGCAAAAAUCGUAAUCCCGGCUCACAACGAGAAGCAACAAUUGCCGGAACUUGUUGUGAAUGACGAAAACAAAGCCCCUUUACCGCAACCAUCUUCUGCGGAUGCUUCCAUUGACUACGUUUCCUCUGAAAAUCUCAAAGCAUUUCAAGACCCGGAUGUUAAGAUUCAGGGUCUUGUUGGUGGGUUAGAGUCUAAAGAUUGGUUGAAGGUUUGUGAAUCACUCAAUGAUAUUAGGCGUUUUGCGCUCUAUCACUCCGGUCUCUUGCUGCCAUUUCUGGACAAAGUGCUUUCACUGAUGGUGAAGGCAAUCAAGAAUCCAAGAAGUGCACUGUGCAAGACCUCUAUCAUGGCUGCUUCUGAUAUUUUUAAGGCCUUUGGUGGAAGUUUACUCGACUCCACUUCUGACGCUUUCAACCAGUUGUUGUUGCAGCUAUUACUGAAAGCUUCCCAAGAUAAGAAAUUUGUAUGUGAAGAAGCAGACAGGGCAUUGUUGGCAAUGGGGGAGGUCAUGUCUCCUCUUCCCUUGCUCCACAAGCUCGGUUUGUACGCCGGGCACACAAACCUCAGAGUCAGAGCAAAAGCUGCAAUUUCUAUCUCUAACUGUGUUUCCAGAAUGGAUCUGAAAAGUAUGGAAGAAUUUGGCUUGGUUUCAUUGAUCAAAAUCGUGUCAAAUUUGUUAAACGACAAGCUUCCCGAGGCAAGAGAGGCAGCAAGAGGUAUUGCAAUUUCACUGUUCAGCGCAAUUACAGAGAAUGAAGAAGAGAAGCAGGAGGCCUGGCAAAGCUUUUGCCAGUCUAAUCUUCCAGCCAUUCGUGCACAAGCUAUGGUUAAACUUGUUUCGUCUUAAUUUAGUAGUAGUAGUGUAAGGAAAUUGGAUUGAAGUAUCUUUUAGCUUCAGUUCUGAUGUGAUGAGAUUUAAUUCCUUCCAUGUAAAAAUCAUGUUUACAUGAUUCUAUGUUAGGACAAUGUCUAAUAAUGCCAUCAUUUGUUCUCAUUUACU
This is a messenger RNA of Sesamum indicum (sesame), 1218 nucleotides long. RefSeq names its product ARM repeat superfamily protein. Gene Ontology annotation, biological process: microtubule cytoskeleton organization. Gene Ontology annotation, molecular function: microtubule binding. The record is from RefSeq and is a predicted model, not a curated record. Gene Ontology annotation, cellular component: cytoplasmic microtubule. Lineage: Eukaryota; Viridiplantae; Streptophyta; Magnoliopsida; Lamiales; Pedaliaceae.